This is a messenger RNA of Nerophis lumbriciformis (worm pipefish), 3342 nucleotides long. The record is from RefSeq and is a predicted model, not a curated record. Lineage: Eukaryota; Metazoa; Chordata; Actinopteri; Syngnathiformes; Syngnathidae.
AUGGAAAUUUUGUGGAAGACGCUGACUUGGACAUUGAGCCUGGUGGUUAUGGCUGCUUCCGAAUUUCAGAGCUUCAAUCGACUUUCACACAACUCUCAAGAGGAGUUCCUGUCCUACCUGCAGCACUACCAGCUGACUGUUCCUAUGCGAGUUAAGGAGAAUGGAGAGUUCCUGAGCUACACUGUAAAGCACCACCGACCUGGCCGACGGCGACGUGGGGCGGCCGACCCUUCGGCGGGCACCUACCCGGAGCCGCCCGAGUCCCGGCUUUUCUACAGACUCUCCGCCUACGGGAAAGACUUCCACUUAAACUUAACUCUCACCCCUCACCUGGUGUCCAAGCACUUUACGGUGGAGUACUGGGGCCGCCGAGGCAUGGAGUGGCGCCACAACCUGGUGGACAACUGCCACUAUGCGGGAUUCUUGCAGAACCGGAGCGGUGCCACUCAAGUGGCGCUCAGCAACUGCAACGGCCUGCACGGUGUCAUCACAACGGAAGAUGAGCAGUAUUUAAUCGAGCCGCUAAAGAACAGAUCCUCCCCCACCGGCAACUGGAACCCGGAGGAAGCACAGCAACACGUUAUUUAUAAAAUAUCCGCCAUACCCUCGUCGCAGGGACAGAGCCGGGAGUUUAGCUGCGGCAUUUCAGAUUUGGUUAAAAACGACUCCCUCUCCCCGGUCCGGGCGUCGGCUGAUGGUGCCCGACGAACGCGGCGCUCCGUCAGCACCGAGCGUUUUGUGGAGACGCUGGUGGUGGCCGACAAGAUGAUGGUGGGCUACCAUGGUCGCAAAGACAUUGAGCACUACAUCCUGUCCGUUAUGAAUAUUGUUGCCAAACUUUACCGCGAUGCCAGUCUAGGAAAUGUUGUGAACAUCAUCGUGACACGGCUCAUUAUUCUGACCGAAGACCAGCCCAACUUGGAGAUCAACCAUCACGCGGACAAGUCUCUGGACAGCUUCUGCAAAUGGCAAAAGUCCAUCCUGUCCCACCACAGUGAUGGCGGAAACAGCAUUCCGGAGAACGGGAUGGCCCACCACGACAACGCUGUGCUCAUCACGCGGUAUGACAUCUGCACCUACAAGAACAAACCCUGUGGAACGUUAGGCUUGGCCUCGGUGGCAGGGAUGUGCGAGCCUGAGCGGAGCUGCAGCAUCAAUGAAGAUAUCGGCCUUGGCUCGGCUUUCACCAUCGCUCACGAGAUCGGCCACAACUUUGGCAUGAACCACGACGGCAUCGGCAACUCGUGCGGCACCAAAGGCCACGAGACGGCCAAGCUGAUGGCGGCGCACAUCACGGCCAACACCAACCCCUUCUCCUGGUCGGCCUGCAGCAAAGACUACAUCACCAGCUUUCUCGACUCAGGUCGGGGGACGUGUCUGGACAAUGAACCUCUGAAACGAGACUUCCUGUACCCAACAGUGGCUCCGGGGCAGGUGUAUGAUGCUGACGAACAGUGCCGCUUCCAGUACGGGGCGUCCUCGCGCCAGUGCAAAUAUGGGGAAGUGUGUAGAGAGCUCUGGUGCCUUAGCAAAAGCAACCGCUGUGUUACUAACAGUAUUCCUGCCGCCGAGGGAACACUGUGCCAGACGGGGAGCAUUGAGAAAGGGUGGUGCUACCAAGGCGAGUGCGUGGCGUACGGGACCUGGCCGCAAAGCGAGGACGGAGGCUGGGGUCCCUGGUCCACGUGGGGGGAGUGCAGCAGGACGUGCGGUGGAGGCGUCUCCUCGUCCGUGAGGCACUGUGACAGCCCAGCGCCUUCCGGAGGAGGGAAGUACUGCCUCGGAGAGAGGAAGCGCUACAGAUCCUGUAACACCGGCGCCUGUCUUUCGGGAUCCCGCGAUUUCCGGGAGAAGCAGUGUGGGGACUUUGACAGCAUGCCUUUCCGCGGGAAGUACUACAACUGGAAGCCUUACACCGGCGGCGGCGUCAAGCCGUGCGCUCUUAACUGCCUGGCGGAGGGAUACAACUUUUACACCGAACGCUCUCCAGCCGUCAUCGAUGGCACGCGAUGCCAGGCGGACUCCUUAGACAUUUGCAUCAACGGAGAGUGUAGGCACGUGGGCUGCGACAAUGUGCUGGCGUCGGACGCCAAGGAGGAUCGGUGUCGUGUGUGCGGUGGCGACGGCAGCACCUGCGAGGCUACUGAGGGACUCUUCAAUGACUCUCUGCCACGUGGAGGUUACAUGGAAGUGGUCCAAAUCCCCAAAGGUUCCGUUCACAUAGCGAUCCGAGAAGUCACUCUUUCCAAGAACUACAUCGCUUUGAAAUCCGAAGGGGACGAGUAUUACAUCAACGGCGCGUGGACCAUCGACUGGCCGCGGAAGUUCGACAUCGCCGGCACCGCCUUCCACUACAAGAGGCCCGCCGACGAACCCGAGUCUUUGGAGGCCCUGGGAGCCACCGCCGAGAACCUGGUCGUCAUGAUCCUCCUCCAGGAGCAGAACCAAGGCAUCCGCUACAAGUUCAAUGUGCCUAUCCAGCGCACCGGGAGCGGGGACAAUGAGGUGGGCUUCUCCUGGUACCAUCUGCCCUGGUCCGACUGCUCAGCAACGUGUGCUGGAGGCUCCCAAAAGCAGGAGUUGGUGUGCAAGCGUCUGGACGACAACUCCGUGGUCCAGAACAGUUACUGCGACCCGGACGGUAAACCCCCCGAGAACCAGCGAGACUGCAACACUGAGCCGUGCCCCCCAGAGUGGUUCAUCGGCGACUGGUCCGAGUGCGGAAAGACGUGCGAUGGCGGCAUCCGCACCCGCACUGUCCUGUGCAUCCGGAAGAUGGGGCCGGCCGAGGAGGAGACGCUGGAGGACACGCACUGUCUCACCCACCGACCCAUUGAGCAAGAGGCCUGUAACAACCAGUCCUGUCCUCCCAAAUGGGUCACUCUGGACUGGUCCGAGUGUACUCCAAAAUGCGGGCCCGGCUUCAAGCACCGCAUCGCCUUGUGCAAAAGCAGCGACUUGAGCGUAACCUUCCCGCCCGCUCACUGUCCCACUCACAACAAGCCGCCGGUUCGAAUCCGCUGCAGCCUCGGCCGCUGUCCACCUCCGCGAUGGAUCCCCGGCGAAUGGGGGCAGUGCUCGGCGCAAUGCGGCCUGGGCCAGCAAAUGCGGACGGUGCAGUGCCUGUCUUACACUGGGCAGCCGUCCAACGAGUGCGCCGAGACCCUCCGGCCCGCCGCCAUGCAGCAGUGUGAAAGCAAGUGCGAUGCCACGCCCGUUUCCAACGGUGACGAGUGCAAAGACGUCAACAAAGUGGCCUACUGUCCACUGGUGCUCAAGUUCAAAUUCUGCAGUCGGGCCUACUUCCGCCAGAUGUGCUGCAAGACGUGUCAGGGCCACUGA